GAAGAGAGUAAUGGCAUGAGCUUUGCGUCGAGAUCCCGUCAAACCACCGUAACGCGAAUUUCUCGCACCUGAACUUUCACAGUUUCCGAAGGACUAUUUGACCCAUUAAACGGAGCGUCUUGUUGAAUUAUUUGCAUCAGCAGCAGCACUUCACAAGUCACUCCAGAGCACUUGCGUACCUGCCUUUCCAAGACAUUUAAAAUAAAGAGGAUAUGAUAUUGGACAUGUGAAAUACAGGAGGUAACUUAAAAAAUGAAGCUGGCGUCUUGUCUGUGUUGCCUCGGCGUUCUUCUCACUUCAGUGGCGGUCCGGCUGAGCCGUUCGCAACAAGUAUGCACCGGCACGGAGAAUAAACUGAGCACCCUGUCAGACUUGGACCAGCAGUACCGGACCCUUCGUAAAUACUAUGAGAACUGCGAAGUGGUGAUGGGUAACCUGGAGAUCACAAGCAUCGACCGCAGCCGUGACCUGUCUUUCCUUAGGUCCAUUCGUGAGGUGACCGGAUAUGUGCUUGUGGCACUGAAUCAGUUUGAAUAUCUGCCCUUGGAGAAUCUGCGCAUCGUCCGUGGAACCAGGCUGUAUGAAGACCGCUAUGCGUUGGCUAUCUUUCUCAACUACCGUAGAGACGGCAACUUCGGGCUCCGUCAGCUCGGCCUCAAGAAUCUAACAGAAAUUCUGAAUGGAGGGGUGUACGUGGACCAGAACAAGUUCCUGUGUCAUGCUGACACCAUCCACUGGCAGGACAUUGUGAAGAAUGCCCGUCCUGAUCACCUGGUUGUGCCGUCCAAUAGCAGCAGUUCCUGUCAGAGAUGUCACAGAGCAUGUAAUGGACGCUGUUGGGGACCAAAGGAGAACCAAUGUCAAAGUUUGACAAAGACAGUAUGUGCCGAGCAGUGUGAUGGUCGCUGUUUUGGGCCGUACGUCAGUGACUGCUGUCACCGCGAGUGUGCCGGAGGUUGUUCGGGCCCAAAGGACACUGACUGCUUCGCCUGCACAAACUUCAAUGACAGCGGCGCAUGUGUGACCCAAUGCCCACAGCCCUUCGUCUACAACCCCACCACAUUUCAGCUGGAGCACAACCCACGGGCCAAAUACACCUACGGUGCAUUCUGUGUCAAAAAGUGCCCACAUAACUUCGUGGUGGACCACAGCUCUUGUGUCAGAGCCUGUCCGAGCAACAAGAUGGAGGUGGAGGAAAACAGGAUCAAGAUGUGCAUUCCCUGCACAGAUAUAUGCCCAAAAGGUGAUGGUUCUGUUACAGCAUGUGAUGGCAUCGGCACCGCCAGUCUUCAGACGGCUCAAACCGUCGACUCCAGCAACAUCGACAGAUUCAUCAACUGUACCAAGAUCAAUGGCAACUUGGUGUUUCUCAUCACAGGGAUUAAAGGGGAUGUAUACCACAACAUAGAGCCAUUGGAUCCGGAGAAACUCAAUGUCUUCCGCACCGUUCGCGAAAUUACAGGUUUCCUGAACAUUCAGUCUUGGCCAGAAAACAUGACGGAUUUGAGUGUCUUCUCCAAUCUGGCAACCAUAGGUGGCAGGUCUCUCUACAGUGGGAUCUCUCUUCUGGUGCUGAAGCAGCAGUGGAUAUCCUCGCUACAGCUGCAGUCUCUCAGUGAGAUUAGUGCAGGAAAUAUCUACGUCACCAACAACAGCCAACUCUGCUACUACAACACUGUCAACUGGACGCAGCUGUUCCGCACCAACACCCAGAAGGCCAUGAUCCGAAACAACCGCGACCCGAAGGAGUGCAUUUCGGACCGUAUGAUAUGUGACCCGCUGUGUUCGGAUGCCGGAUGCUGGGGUCCGGGGCCUGAACAGUGCGUGUCUUGUCGGUUCUUCAGCAGGGGUCGCACCUGUGUGGAGUCUUGCAACCUACACGAAGGGGACGUGCGCGAGUUUGCGAAUGGCUCAAUGUGUUUGGAGUGUGAUGCACAAUGUGAGGUGGCAGAAGAUGAUGGUCUUGCCUGCACUGGACCUGGUCCUGAUCACUGUGUUAAAUGUCUUCACUUUAAAGACGGGCCCAACUGUGUGGAGAAAUGCCCCGAUGGCCUACAGGGAACAAACAGCUUCAUCUUCAAAUAUGCUGAGGCCAACAAUGAGUGUCACCCUUGCCAUGUCAACUGUACCCAGGGAUGCACAGGACCCCGUCUGCAAGACUGCAUUGGCAUGAUGGACAGGACUCCUCUCAUUGCGGCUGGAGUUAUCGGUGGACUCUUUUUGGUGAUCAUCGUGGGCUUGAGCAUUGCAGUAUCAAUGAGAAGGAGGAGCAUCAAGAAGAAGAGAGCCCUACGACGCUUUCUGGAGACUGAGCUGGUGGAGCCCCUGACACCCAGUGGUGCCGCCCCUAACCAGGCCCAACUGCGUAUUCUGAAGGAGACGGAGUUGAAAAGGGUGAAGAUUCUGGGAGCCGGAGCUUUUGGCACCGUUUACAAGGGCAUUUGGGUACCCGAGGGCGAGACUGUGAAGAUUCCCGUGGCCAUCAAGAUCUUAAAUGAGGCGACAGGCCCCAAAGCUAACGUGGAGUUUAUGGAUGAGGCUCUGAUCAUGGCCAGUAUGGAGCAUUCUCACCUUGUACGACUGUUGGGGGUUUGCCUGAGCCCCACCAUCCAGCUGGUCACUCAGCUCAUGCCCCACGGCUGUCUGCUGGACUACGUGCAUGAGCACAAGGACAACAUUGGCUCCCAAUUACUGCUCAACUGGUGUGUUCAAAUCGCCAAGGGUAUGAUGUACUUGGAGGAAAGGAGACUUGUGCACCGAGAUCUAGCAGCCCGAAACGUCUUAGUGAAGUCACCCAAUCAUAUCAAGAUCACUGACUUCGGUUUGGCUCGUCUCCUGGAUGCAAAUGAGAAGGAAUAUAAUGCAGAUGGCGGCAAGAUGCCUAUAAAGUGGAUGGCCUUGGAAUGUAUACACUACAGGAAAUUUACCCACCAAAGUGAUGUCUGGAGUUACGGAGUGACUAUCUGGGAGCUGAUGACAUUUGGUGGAAAACCAUAUGAUGGAAUCCCAACACGAGAGAUUCCCGACCUCCUGGAGAAAGGAGAGAGGCUCCCUCAACCUCCCAUUUGCACUAUUGAUGUCUACAUGGUCAUGGUCAAAUGCUGGAUGAUAGAUGCAGAUAGCAGACCCAGGUUUAAAGAGCUUGCAGCAGAAUUCAGUCGAAUGGCAAGAGACCCACAGCGUUACCUCGUGAUCCAGGGUGAUGAUCGCAUGAAGCUGCCCAGCCCCAACGACAGUAAGUUCUUCCAGAGUCUGUUAGAUGAAGAGGAGCUGGAAGAUCUGAUGGAUGCUGAAGAGUAUUUGGUCCCACAAGCAUUCAGUAUUCCUCCAUUGGCAUAUACCACCAGAUCACGAAUGGACUCCAACAGAAACCAGUUUGCAUACCAGGACGGAAGCUUUGGCAUGGAGGAAAUGAUGGCCACUAUCCCUCGGGUUGUGGCUGUAUCUGCAGUAAGCCCGGCUUGUUCCUCUCAAAAGCAAUCUGUGGCCCAUCAGGGGGCCUCAGGGUCCUCUGAGGCAUUUGAAGACAGUCGCUGUAAUGGCACACUGAGGAAGAAGGCUUCACCCAGGGCGAGCACCGGGGAGGACAGCAGCGGUCAACGUUAUUGCGCAGAUCCAACCAUGAUGCUGUGCGAGCGUGGAGCCAGAGCUGAAACAGACCAGGAUGGAUACAUGAGCUCCAUACAGGACAAAAAGCCCACAGAUUAUCUUAACCCCCCUGUAGAGGAGAACCCAUUUGUCACCCUACGCAGAAACGGAGAGCUCCACAGCGCCUCUAAUGGGCAGCCCAAGGUGGAAGAGGACUAUGUCAACGAUCCGCUUUACCUCAACACCUUCCAUAACUCCGGGGAAAAGAGUCACGACGUCCUGAGGAAGAACGGAGUCCCUGGGGCUCACGCAGCGGCAACAGUAGUAGCAGCUAAUUCUGGCACUUCGAAAAGCCAGAAUCUUCCCCAAACAAUUCAACUACCAGCACCCAGUACCCAUAUCACAGCACAGCCUCUGUACCACGGCCAACAAAGCAUCUCUACGCUUUCAGGCCACCCCCUCCACUCUGCCCAUCCUGGACACGUCCUCCAUCCAACGCACACCCUGCAUCCCACUCACUCCGGGACCAUCAUGGUCGACAAAAAGCCCAAAAAGACAUUCGACAAUCCUGAGUACUGGCAGCACAGUCUUCCGCCCAAGGCAACUCUCCAUAACCCCGAGUACCUGCAGGACUGCAGCACACGCUUUUUCUACCGGCAAAACGGUCGGAUUCGGCCUGCCGUGGCCGAGAACCAGGAGUACCUGUCGGAAUAUGCGCUAAAGCCGGGCACCGUGUUGCCACCGCCCCCUUAUCGCCAGAGGAACACUGUUGUGUAGCAACAUCUGCCAAUUGAAACGAAAGACAAAGUGGGAAAUAUACAGGUAGAAAGAGACCAUCUAAAACGUUAUUUUCACCCUGGCUCUCUCACACCAGCAUUCAGAUGUCUCCUAUCCUUUCCAAACUGGAUUUAACGCUCAACUUUCAACGAUCUGUGUAGGCUUCUUGUCCAGAGGCAUGACAUCUGCUUGUGUUUCCUCAAUCUGAUCAUCAUUUACACCUGUUCCCCUCCCACCAUUUGGAAAGCUAUAUAACAAUCCCCAUCGCAUUAUAUGGUAGAUUCAUUGCAAGAGGUACCUGUAUUUACUGUAAGUACGAACCCAGUGCCACACGGUGUGGACAUUUGGACAUAAAAACAAAAAUGCGUCAUUGAUUUUAUGCGUCAUUGAGCAGACAGGAGCCAUUCUUUUGUGCAACGCCAACAAUUUGGAUCUUGUUUUGGGUUGAAUUUUGAUUUAAAGCUACUACAGUAUGAUCUGAUGUAAUUUAUAACUUUGAUUAUUGUUGUUAAACAAGUAUAGUUUACUUUAGAUUAUAUGAGAAGGCUGAUAUGUCGUAUGCAGGGCCAUCAUCAAGGGUAGACAACCCGGGAGUGUUCCUGUAGCAGCUCAAUUGGUUGAGCACUGUGUUAACAAUGUAAAAGGUCAUGGGUUCGAUCCAAAGGACCACACAUACUGAUAAAAUGUAGAGCUUGUAAUGCACUGUAAGUCGCUUUGGAUUAAAGCACCUGCCGAAUGCAUAAAAGUAAUGUACGUGAAUAAUAUCCAAACCCUUGGAGAAGGGGCGUUUAAGAUCCUCUUGUACUGCGGUUUGGAAAAAGCUAGACUUCAGUAAUGGCCCUGAGUGUAUGUUGAAUCCUGUUACAUGGUUUGUAUUCAUAUGUAUUAUAUCGCUCAAGCAAGGCACUUUUAUUUUUCAUCUUAAUACUUGUGAGCCAUUCUCUUUCAAUGCGCAACAAGACUCGACAUAUUUCUUACGUGGUAACAGUCCACAAUAGACUUCUGAGCAGCACACAUGUAACAACAUGUGUAAAGAAAAACAGAUAAAGAGAAACACUCCACGCUGAGAAAAACUCUCAUAUCAGCCUGUUUGUGAAAUACAAAAGCCAGGCCUUACUGUAGCCUGCUGCUGAAUCAAUAACUUCAUAAAAACAGAUCUGCGGCAGUCUACUCUAAUAAUGUUUUUAUUGUGGAUCUUGCCGGCAUUGAUCUGUACACUCACACAGUUGUCACCUUAAUGUAGCCUUCCUUUAUUUGUGCCAUUUAAUGUGAGGAAAUUAAAACCCAAGUUGAAAAACUGGAUGUACCUUGAACUUAUUGAUGUUAAAAUCAAUAAUAGCGACCAACAUGUCUGUCCCACGUAGACGGACGUACGCAAAAGGAUAUUUACACACCAGGUUUGCACGAAAGACUCAAGAGCACAUGACACCUGGUUUUGAAAUAUGGCCGGAAAACUGUUAACUGUAACUGUAUGACUUGGGUGAAUAUUAAUGACCACAUGCAACUUCAUGCAGAUGCACAAAAAUGGGAAACGAUCAAGACGGCAGCUUUGUUCAUAAAAUGUGACUUUGGAGACAUAUGAAACGGUAGACAGGAAUACCAUCAUGCCACAAGGAACAAAUGAAAAUGGAUUACGGGAAUGUUUUGCCCCCGGGCCAGAGAUGUGACUGCCUCAAAUCUGUUAUCUCCGUUUGAACUGUCUCCCAUAAUAACUUUCUAUAUGGAUUGUGGAAGUAUGAAGAGGUAACUACAAUGAUGAAGAUGACAUCAGGAUUUUAUUCCUCUCAAAAGCUUGGAAACUUUGCAACAUCUUGGAUAUGAAUCAUGCCAUCCCUGUUUCUAAGGCCAGAUUGGUGUAUAGUUUUGAACACUGCCAGGCACUUUUUGCUAAGAGGAACAAUAAUGCGAUGUUGAUUGAUAGGACAUGAUAUGGUUUUAUAGCACUUAACAGCCUGGCACGGCCGCAUGAGUUUGUUUUGAGCACCAAAAGCACUGAUUGAAUUAUUAUGAUCACAGCCGAGAUGACUUUAAAGCAAACAUCACCCGCCCUUGUACUUUUGUUUUGCCGCAUCAUGUUUUAUGUGCAUUUGUAUGUGUGUAUGUGCUUACAAAUAUGAAGGUUUUGCGGUAAAAUGGAGCACUUUAUUAUCAAAAGCGACAAAGAUAGAAGAGAGAUUUUUCGUUGUGGGUUUCGGUGUUGCCAUGUGAUAAUAGAUUAGACAUUUUUGGCUCUCUACUGAAAACAAAAUCAGGGAAUUUUAGUGACGUGCUGUGGUUUUGCCAAACACAGAUGUUUACUAAUGAAAGUAUUUAUCGCAAGCUUUUCACCCGUCUGAAAAAUAAUGAUCUGCCAAUCUGUAUCUAGCGGAAAGCAAUUGCUGAAUAAUAUAUUUAAACAUAUGACUAUUCUUAGAUGCACCUCUAAAAACAAUAAGAGACACUUUAAUACAAAGAAUCAGAUACUUGAAUUUACUUAUUUUAGCUCCGGUAGAGUUUGGGGAAUGUUAAGUACAAAGUGUAAAACUGAGGCCAUGUGAUAUUCUCAUUUAUGUUUACAAUAUGUUAAAUGCUAACUUAGUCACCGUUCAAGGGUUAGUCAAUUUUCUUGAAAAAAAAUCCAGAUAAUUUACUCACCACCAUGUCAUGCAAAAUGUUGAUGUCUUUCUUUGUUCAGUCGAGAAGAAAUUGUGUUUUUUGAGGAAAACAUUCUAGGAUUUUUCUCACUUUAAUGGACCCCAAUACUUAACAGUUUUA
Molecule: messenger RNA, 7119 nt
Organism: Paramisgurnus dabryanus
Lineage: Eukaryota; Metazoa; Chordata; Actinopteri; Cypriniformes; Cobitidae
Product: receptor tyrosine-protein kinase erbB-4
Biological process (GO): cell surface receptor protein tyrosine kinase signaling pathway; protein phosphorylation; multicellular organism development
Cellular component (GO): basal plasma membrane; signaling receptor complex; plasma membrane
Molecular function (GO): epidermal growth factor receptor binding; transmembrane receptor protein tyrosine kinase activity; ATP binding
Source: RefSeq, a predicted model, not a curated record